Messenger RNA from Fomitopsis serialis, 1729 nucleotides. Its product is annotated as WD40 repeat-like protein. Gene Ontology annotation, cellular component: nucleus. The transcript has 6 exons. Gene Ontology annotation, molecular function: protein binding. The record is from RefSeq and is a predicted model, not a curated record. Bases 252 to 1436 code for a protein of 394 amino acids. Lineage: Eukaryota; Fungi; Basidiomycota; Agaricomycetes; Polyporales; Fomitopsidaceae.
CGCCUGCCAGCCUGAGAGCAAGCGGACGAGUGACUACAGCCCAUGCCGCGGCAUACAACCUCGACUCUGUAAUCCAUGCCCUGUCUGUCCUGACCAUUUGGCCGAAACCCUACUUUGACGACAAACCAAGCCGCUACGACUUGCUAGGGUGUGCGUGGCUUACAGUGGUUAUCUAACUCAGCAAUCCGAUCAGAACGUGAAGCCCCGAUCGAACCGAACGCGAGGGCAGGCGAGGGCACUGAGUUCUUCUAAUGACCCAAACGACUUUGCUCCAGUAUGAGGCGCCGUGGCCCGUGUAUGCGCUGGACUGGUGCAAGACCGCCGCCCCAGGCCAGCAACACCGGCCGCGCUCGUCCUUCCGCCUGGGCAUCGGCUCGCUCAGAGACGACUACCAGAAUCGCAUCGCCAUCGUAGGGCUGCAGGACGAGCGCGUGCUCGUGGAGGACGACUACACGGACUACCCCGACUUCCCGAGUGCGGCGGCGAGCUACGCGUGGAGCCAGAAGGCCGCGACGACGGAGCUGCUCGCGACGACAGGAGAUGCGUUGAAGGUGUGGGAAUACUCGUCGGACGGGCCGCAGCAGGUGUCGAGUUAUGUGGGGCGGCCGCCGACGUCAAGUGGGCAUCGGUUGACGCAGAAGAUUGCGCUGUCGGGACAGAGCAAAGUGCAGAACAACCAGACGGGCGCCCCGUUGACCAACUUCUCGUGGAACGAGAAAGCGCCGAGUCUAGUCGUCACGUCGUCCAUCGACACGACGUGCACCGUGUGGAACAUCGACACUUCCACAGCGAUCACGCAGCUCAUCGCGCACGACCGCGAGGUUUACGACGUCGCCUGGCUGCCAGGAUCGACAGACAUCUUCGUGUCCGUCGGCGCGGAUGGCAGUCUGCGUGCGUUCGACUUGCGUAGUCUCGAGCACUCGACGAUUCUCUACGAAACACCGGCACCGAAGAACAUGCCACCGCCAACGGCCUCGCCGUCGUCCUCAGCGCGACCACCAACGUCUCCGUUACUCCGGAUAGCGUUCAACCCCGCGGAUUCGAAUUACAUGUCAACCUUCCAUAUGGACGGCACGGACAUACAGAUCCUCGACAUGCGGAGUCCUGGUCAGCCUGUCAUGGAGAUGAGAGCGCAUCGCGGGCAAAUCAACGCGCUAGGCUGGGGCUCGACAACCAAUCCAUUGCUCGCAUCCGCAGGCGAUGAUUGCCAGCUGCUAUUGUGGGAUCUCAGUCCGUACACAAGCUUCCCCGCGUCCGGACGUCAAAAGCGGAUCGUGGUGGAUCCCGUCAUGGCGUACACGGGCCCAAGCGAGAUCAACAACCUGGCUUGGUCGCCGCAGAUUGCGGGCAUGACCAUGCACUCUGGGCACUCGACCGACCCUGGCGAGUGGAUCGCCCUUGCGAUGGGCAAAACGAUCAAGGCGUUGAAGGUGUAGCGGCUCGGAGAUAGGCAGGAUGGACUUGGUUGCUUGUAGCUAUACGCAUUUGGUUUGUUUCUGCUGCGGUGCGAAUUGCACCCUUCAAAGCAGGUACACUUGGCGGUGCCCGCCUUGGUCGCUCUUGGGACAGUUGUCGUGUACCUGAUUGAUACGCAUACAUUUGGCAAGGACUGUGCUGAAGCCCGCGUCUCGCCUGCGUUUCGCUUCUGCUUAUCUUUGAGAGUGGUCGUGUGCUGCGUUAGGAGCCGCCGGACGGCGUUUCAUGUCAUAUGAACCUGUGAUGCAGCGUG